This is a messenger RNA of Striga asiatica, 423 nucleotides long. The record is from the annotation of a GenBank genome assembly. Lineage: Eukaryota; Viridiplantae; Streptophyta; Magnoliopsida; Lamiales; Orobanchaceae.
AUGGAACCGGCGAGGCGUUGCAACGGUGGUUCGCGGCUGCCGGAGUGCGUGCGGGCUGAGAGGCGGCUCAGCAUGACGUGCGUGGAUCUCAUCGGCAAGGUUCCAGAUCGCGGCUUCCUCGACGGGGCUCGAUUGAGGCUCGCGGCUGACCAGAAGGCUCGUGGCUGGGGUCUGUCGGGGUGGCUCGAGCGAUGGCAGCUGAACAGAAGGUCGCUGGUGGAAGAGGGAUCGUCGGGUGGUGCAGGUGCAGAGGUCGCGGCCCGUCGGUGGUCAUAUCUGCCAGAAAAUCGGGUGGCCCUGGCUCACCAUCUUUGCCUGCCUCUGCCGCAAGGUCGCUGUCAGUGGCUUCUUCAAUCGAAGAACGGAACUCCCUCACCGGGAUCUCGCCAAAUGCACCGAAAAUUCGCCAAAACCUGGUGGUGA